AAAAUUUUACACUUGUUUUUGAUGAUGAUAAUGACUCUUUGUUUAUUGUAGAUUUAUAUCUAGAUAAUCAGCCAGUAACAGAAACAAGUACUAGAGACAUAGCAGAAACUAGUGCUAGAAUUAAACGACUUAAUAGACUUCUUAUUCAUUGGAUUAUUUGUGAUCAACAGGCUUUCCAGGUUGUAGAAAAUGAAGAUUUUCGCAAAUUAAUUUUAGUACUUGAUCCACGAGUUAAAGUUGCAAUGACUGUUGAUACUUGGUUUGCUUGUACCAACCAGGCUUACCUUUCUAUUACAUUACAUUGGAUCGACAAUAAUUGGUGUAUACAAUAUAUUCUUCUCAAUUUAGUUCCUUUACAUGAACGGCAUACUGAAAUUUUUAUUGCUGAAAAUAUAAUAGAGCAAGUAGAGUAUUUUAGGCUAGGUAAACAGUUGUUGUCUUUAACUAUGGACAAUGCUGCGAAUAUGGAUGCAUAUGGUUAUUAUUUAGCAACUCUACUUGAAUCACGUUAUAAUAAUACAAAUUUUUGUAGAAUUAGAUGUGCCUCUCAUAUAUUGAAUCUCACUGUUAAAGAAGAAAUUUCAGUUCUUGAUAAGUCUGUAAAAAAAGCUCGUGAAUUUACUAGUCAUAUUCACCGCUCUCAGCCUAGCUUUGAAGAAUUAAAAAGAUCAAUUAUGAAGCUUUUGGAACCGAUAUAUGAAGCAACUAAACUUCUUUCUUCUUCAAGCCACCCGACACUUGGGGACUUAAGAACAGUUUUUUAUGUAAUUAUAGAAGUUCUAGAUGAUUCUCAGAUUGAAGAAGAUACGAUUAAAGGUCAAGUUGCAAAAAAAAUUAGUAGAAAAAUUGAUUAUUAUUGGUAUGAAUUGCAAACAUAUUUUUACGAAGCAGUUUUUCUCGACCCAUCGACCAAAUUUACAACCUUUGAACAUACAACUAGUGUAACUAGUGAGCAGAUUUUUUCAAUUGCUAAACAUACUAUAAGUGAAACACGAAAUUGUAUAGAUGCAGAAAAAGCACGUGCAAGCCUUUGUCUUAAAACAUGGUACGAAGCAGGAAUGAUUAAUAACUGGAGUAGUGGUGGAAAUCAGUUUUCUUAA
Molecule: messenger RNA, 1100 nt
Organism: Cetraspora pellucida
Lineage: Eukaryota; Fungi; Glomeromycota; Glomeromycetes; Diversisporales; Gigasporaceae
Source: the annotation of a GenBank genome assembly